AUGGUUAAAAUUAAAAGUGCUAAUCAGUUUUGCUUAUUUAUUACAGCACCAGCCCAUACAUCAUACUCCAGUCUGGCUACCUCAGCUCUCCUGCGCUUCCAACAACAGCAAAAAUCGAAUGCAACACAUUCACAAAUGUUUGGCGUCCCGCCUGGUUUACUCCAAAAUUUAGGUGGUACUAUUAAUACCGCCGGUAAUCUUGGCCUCAAGUCGUUCCCUAACGCUUCAUUGAGUGCACAACGCUUCGCACCACCCACAUUGACGGCACGGUUUACUGGGUUAAAAACACAUGCACAUCAACUAAUGGAUAUUCCCAUGAGUACCGCCAGCCUGAUUAACCAUCAUCGGCAGCAGCAUCCUCACCAUGUGGCGCAAAAUAUUAGUAUGUCAUCAAAUAAUGCAGCAGGUAACACCACACCCACACAAUUACAACUAACGACCGCGAGUGGUAGCAACAUCAGUAUGAACAACAAUAAUGCCACUAGCGGUAGUGGAGGCAAUGGAAAGCGAAAACGCUCCUGGUCGCGUGCUGUUUUUAGUAAUUUGCAACGAAAAGGACUUGAAAUACAAUUCCAACAGCAGAAAUAUAUCACUAAACCCGAUCGCCGGAAGCUGGCAGCGCGACUUAACCUGACUGAUGCGCAGGUGAAAGUUUGGUUCCAAAAUCGUCGCAUGAAAUGGCGACAUACGCGAGAAAAUCUGAAAUGUGGUCAAGAAAAGCAAAUUGCUUCGCCAGCAAACAGUGGGGCAAGUAAUGCAAGCGCCUCGUCGAUUGCCCAGCAGGAGGAUAGCAUGCGAGCUACAAACGACGGAAAGCACUUGCCGGAUGGCUUUUCCAGCGACGAUUCGUCAUGUGGUGAAAUGAGUGAGAAUGAAGAUGAAAUCGAUGUGGUGCAAUGA
Rhagoletis zephyria (snowberry fruit fly) is the source of this 900-nucleotide messenger RNA. RefSeq names its product Homeodomain protein 2.0. Gene Ontology annotation, biological process: regulation of DNA-templated transcription. Lineage: Eukaryota; Metazoa; Arthropoda; Insecta; Diptera; Tephritidae. Gene Ontology annotation, molecular function: sequence-specific DNA binding; DNA-binding transcription factor activity, RNA polymerase II-specific. The record is from RefSeq and is a predicted model, not a curated record.